AUGUGGUCUGCGGUGGGUGCGUAUCCGUGCAGCCGGCACCGUGUACGGCACAUGGCCAUUGCGGCUGUGCGUGUGGCGCUGCUCUUUUUGUUGUCGCUGGUUGCGGCGGCGGCGUGGAUGCCCGCGGUGCGUGCGGUGGUGUUGCGACUGCGGGGCGGCACGGUGGACAGAGCCAUCACGGUGGGCCGCGCCGUGGACACGGUGCUGAUGGACGGCGUGUACGUCACGAACGGCGUGGCUGUUGUGUUCGACGUGCCUGCGAUGCUUCCCGGUACACUGCGCAUCGAACUGAGGAACUGCGUGUGCGACGGCGGUGCGCAGAUCUACGUGCGGGGCUACAGCGGCGAGCCGGCGAGUGACCGGAGCCUGGAGGUGAGCGUGAGCGGGCUGUCCGGCGACUACUGCUCGCUUGUGUUUGUACACAACCUGCCGGCACACACGAACGUGACGGUCCGUGACUCGACGAUUGUGACAGCGGGGCCGAUGCGCUACUCCCAGCUGAGCGGACUGACGGACGCUGUGGCGUCGCCGCUUUUGCUGCACGCGAACUCGCUGUUGCAGACGCAGCUGCGUGUGAGCAACACUGUGCUGAGGUCGUUGCAGGCGGGCGGGUCGGCGGUGUACGUUGGCGGCGGCAUGGACCUGCUGUCGAGCGCGGUGGUGCUUGACGGCGUGUUGCUGGAGGCGUCGGGCGGUUCGACCGCUUCCGCGAUGCGUGUGGCGUCCUCGUCGCGUCUCAGUCUGCGGAGCCACUCGGUGUUCUCCGUGACGAACGUCUCGGUUGUGAGCAGCGGCGGCGGCAUUGUGCUUGGCGAGCGCCUCGCGGUGUCUGAUUCGGUGCUGCGCUUCGUGGGCGUCGAGGGGUCUGUCGCGUCGUCGCUGGUGCGCUGCGACGGUGGAACGAUCGGUGACGGCGGGUGGCUGGAGCUGCGCGACGUGUGGGCGGUGGGCGAGACGUCGUCGGUGGCGUCGCUGUCGGGUGUGACGCUGAGCGGCGGCGCCGUGUCGAUUGCGCGCUGCACUGCCACCGGCGCGACGCUUGUCUCCGGGCCGACGAUCACGAGCGGCGCCGUGUCGGUGCAGUGCAACCGUGCCGGCGGCCGGGUGCUGCGGAGCAGCGGCGACUACCGCAUGGCCGGCCUGCCCUCCGUGAGCGUGGUGCCGUGCGACGGCUGUGCGGCUGCGCUGGCGUGCUUCGAUGCGCUGACGGCGUCGUUCUCUGACUGCGUGUGCGGCUGCCGUGCCGGCGGCGUGGGCGAGGCGUGCCUGCCGUUCGACGUGCCGCCUGCGAGGUCCGGCGGCGGUGCGGAGGGCUGCGUGAGUGGCGUGACGCUGACAGAGUCCGUGACGGUUGGCGGCGGGCGGGCGACGGCGUGCUUCGACUCGGUGGUGUUCAGCGGGCCAAUCACUGUGGCGGUGGACCUGCGCUCGAUGGACGCGUUCGCUGACGCGCUGAACGUGACGCUGCGCCACUGCGUGCUUGCGGGCGGCGCGCAGCUGCGGAUUGGUGGCCUCAGCGAGAGCACGUCUCGCCUGAUGCCCCACGCCCUUGUCAACAUGACGAAUGUGACGUCGCUGGAGGGCACGAUCGUGCUGCAUGGCGUGAUGCCGCUGCACUCGAGUGUGCUUCUGGCGAACUCAACGCUGCGCGCGACGGUUGGCGGGUCGCAGUACGUGCAGACGGCCCCUGGCCACGAGAGAUCCCGGUACGGCCCCGCGCUAGUCCUGGACGGUUUCCGUCUGCUGUCGACGCGGUUUGUCAUGACGCGGUCGACGCUGGCGUGUGGCGGGGGCUCGUGCGCUGCGAUCCUCGUGGAGCGCAGCCUCGUCGUGAACCUGUCCAGCGUCUUCUACAUGGACAACUGCGCUGUCCUUUCGCGGACGCAUGUGAUGCGCGGUCUUGCGUCGGAACUGCGUGUUGCCGACGGCUCCGUGUUCUCCAUACAGAACAGCUCGUGGAGUGCGCCGAGCACUGAAUACUUCAAAGGCGCGUAUUUAUUCAAGGAUUUUGUUGUGGAUGGCGGCAGCGUGCUGCAGAUUUUGUCCAGCACUUUCCGUCUCGGCUUCGCCAUGCUCAUGGCAAACUCGCUGACUGUGACUGGCGGCAGCUGGCUGGUGCAUCGCGACAGCGAGUUUCGCACCGCCUACGUCGUGUACGUGGUUGCCUACGACGGCGUGACGUUCCGCGAUCAGAGUGUGUGGUCGAUACUUGACAACAACUUCACUUACGGCUCGUACUUGUCAACAACUGUAAGUAUGACAAGAAACUGGUCACCACCAUCCGACACGCGCCCGACCAUCUACGGCAUGUGCAACGAGGCAAGGGGCUCUCCUGUGACGGAUUACCAAGAAGAGCUCAAUAUUGGGACGCCCGUGACGGUGUUGGACUGUGGCGCGUGCACCGUGGACGCUGUGUGCUUCGCUGCGAGGACGAGCAGCAUCAGCGGCUGUGAGUGUGUGUGCGCUGCUGGCGGCCACGGCGAAACGUGUCUGCCAGCAGCGGUUCCGGACGGCCUUGGACCGCUCCCGCUCCUCGAAGCGGACGACACGGAGGUCCGCUGCGUGCACGGUGGCAGCAUCAGCUCUUUGGACGAUCCUGAUCCCGGUGUGCGUGGUCUGUGCUUUGUCAACGUGACCUUCACCGCUGCGAUUGCGCUGGACCUGUUGCAUUUUGACGCGCCAGAACAAACACUCAACAUCACGCUGCUGCAGUGCGUUCUCGUAGGCCUGUCGGUCAAGGGAAGUGGUGUGCGAGUGCACGUGAACGUGACAUCCUCGAUGCUGGAUUCUGGUGAGUUGGCGUUUGAGGGUGACUUUGGCACGAGCUCCCAGAUACUGGUGGCGGGCAGCUCGCUUGUGACGACUUCGAGCCACGCCAUUUUAUUUUUAAAGGUUUUUCUUGGUGUGAACUCGACGCUGCUGCUGCUUGACAACCGCAUCGAGGGGAAUCGGUACGCAAUUCAUUUCAGCAUUGCUGCUGUUGUUGAUGGCGGCGGAAUCAUUGUGAAGGGAAAUACGCUGAGUACGAUAGAGAAUGACGGUGAGGAAUCAUCCGUUUGCGUUACUUCUGUUGAUGUGAGGAACGGCGGCCACAUUGACGUGGAAAACAACACGAUGAGCUCGGUCAAUGGCGUUAUUCUUUUUGGGGAUACCGCCGUGAGCUCCGCGGGGCUGCUGCGAGUGGCGGACUGCACCUUCGUUGGCAGGAAGGAGAGUUUUGAUUCCACGCUAGUGUAUUUGGACGGCUCGGUGACACUUCGGGGUGGAGCGCAGUGGCGUGUGGAGGGCAACAACGUAAGUGCCGCCUCAAUAAUAGGUAUGUUGCGUCCCCAGCACAAAAUUCAGCUGUUAGGCAACGGCACCACUGUGGUGCUUGCAAACAACCGUCAGGUGGAGGGAAGUGCAGUCUUUGCCAAACUUCUUCCACCGAACACGAUUGUGGCGUCGCCCGCGCGGUUUGUGGUUGGGUGCAACCUGCAGGGCGGUGAGGAGGUGUCGUACGACGGCGUAUUUCCGGGGGCAGUGUUGUUGUUCGGGUGCGGCACAUGCAACGACGACGCGGCGUGCUACAUGCCCGGGACGGAGUCGGUGGACCGCGGCUCGUGCUCGUGUAGCUGCAAGGACGGAUGGCAUGGCGCGUCGUGUCUUCCCUUUGAGGUGCCCGACACUUUUUUGCCGCCCUUGCCGGAGAGAGCCGUCGACGGCGACACGAGCUGCGUGGUGAACCAGACGCUGACGAACGUUACGCUGAACAUGUGGAAGACGCACCACUGCUACGUGGGUGUGACAUUCAGCGGUGUGGGUGCUGCGUUUACGUUUUCAUUCGACAGUAUGCCGCUGCAUCUCCCCAUCAACAUCACGCUCACCGGGUGCACAUUCCGUGACGGUGCCGCGCUGCAGUUUGUUGGAGAUGUUGAGGCGGCCGAGUCAGCUGGCGUCCUGAUCCGCGUGAGCCAGGCGGUGAUGCGAUCCUCUGUUGUUGUGUUUGCACUUGCCUUCCCGCAGCACUGCGACAUUGCCGUCACGGAGGUUGAUGCGGUGCAGUCUUCUGAGGUCCAUCUGCCGGAUGCAGUGAACAACAAGCUGAGCGUAUUUUUACUGAAGAACGUCUUGUUGAGUGCGUCGACGCUGCUGGUCAGCAACGUAAAUGCGCAUGCAACGAAGCGUGAUGCGUUUGGUUUUUACUCGACCGGGACGCUGACGCUGGUGGGUGGCAGCUCGCUGUACGCGCGGUACUGCAGCUUCGAGGAAUACACACACUUUUUUUACUUGGAUAUCCUCAGUGUCAGUCACCGCUCUGUUUUUGCGCUGCUCAACAAUACAAUGGCCUCCGGAACGAGCCUAUUGUAUCAGCACUCCCGAUUCAGCGUGUCGGAUCACAGCGUGUUGCGCGUAGUGGGGAACAGCGGUUCCGUGUCCUACGCCAUCUAUUCACUAAACUCGUGGACCGUCCAGCGAUCAAGCUGGUUGGAUUGGCGUGACAACGACGUGGGUGUGGGUGCGAUGUUCUACGACACUGAGUCCGCUUUUGUGAGCAUUGACGGCGGCAGUGUGGUGACGCUGACGGGCUGCAAGAUGGGCUCGACGGGGUUGUCGGGACCUCUUCUAUCGCAGGCUGUCGCCGGCUACCGGUUCGUUGCUGGGUGUCUUAUUGUCGCGGGACGUGUGGUGACGACGGCGGCAGAACUGGCGCUCCACGGCAUCACCAACGUGACGACGGUUGCUGCGUGCGGUGAGUGCAUGAAGGAAGGCGACUGCUUUGCACCGCUGACGACGGCGGUCAUUGACUGCAAGUGCCAGUGCGCUGCUGGAGGGCGCGGCGAUGUGUGCGUCCCGGCGCCUGUGCCUGCUGGCCCGCCACCGCCACCACUGCCAUCGCCGCUACUACCCACGCCGCCACCGCCGGUUGGUGAGUGCAUCAGCGACAUGGUGUACCCCGAGGUGGCGCAGGCAGUGGGCAGCGGGCUGUCGUGGCUGUGCUACCGCAACGUGACGUUCAGCGGGGGCGGCAUGAGACUGACGGUGCUGCUUGGGGGGAUGACGGGCGACGUGGCGAAUGUCAGGUUUGAUGGAUGCACGUGGAGGGACGGCGCCGUGCUGUUGCUGUUGGGCAACGCGUACGCCGCUGUUGGGGCGCUGAACAUCGUCGUCACCGGCAACACAUUUAGUGACGCGCUGCUCAGCCCGGAGGGUGGGUUUCCACCGCGCACGAACAUCACGAUCAGCGGGAACCGCUUUACGGUCACGAGGCUGGUCCCUCGGUCGGGUUUGUUCCUUAGGGGCCCGUCGUGUGUUGCGAUGAAUGAGCUGGCGAUCAGCAAAGACUCCGCGGUGGUGCUGAGCGGCAAUGUGUUUCAGAGCGUGAGGGCAUCGUCAAGCGCCAUUUACGUUGUCAGAUCUGCGCUGAGGGUGUCGUGGCACUCCGUGUUUGCAGUGAUGGGCAACACGUUUCACAUGGCUGGCGGUGAUGGUACGCUGAUAUAUCUUAAAGGACCUAGCCAGUCCUUGUCGCUGAGUGUGCUGAACAACUCUGCCGUGGUGAUCCGAGGCAAUCUUGUUUCGAUGCCGGUGAAGUACUUCAUUUUAUUUUUUGGGGCCUCACGGGUGGAGUCUCUUUCAGCGGUUGUAUUUCAGGGCAACGACAUGCAGGGAAGCUCGGCUGUGUUUUAUCCAAGCUACUCCCCCAAAAUCUACUACAACUCCUGGCUGCAGUUGAGCGGCAACCUCUGCCGUGAAUCCCCAUCGGAUGCCUUUGCUGUUUUUAGCCCCACGGUGAAUGUCCGCGACUCCACGGUGUCUGUGUCCGGCAACCAAUUCAUGUCCAGCACGGUCACGCCGACGGUGCUGAGGAUAUUCACCGGGCCCCGCGAUAUCACAAACAGAGCGAUUGUGGCCGCGUGCAACACUGUGAACGGCGGUGAGAGAGUGAAAUACAGCAUCCCGUCCGUGUACAAUGCCACUAUCCUGAGCUGCAGCGACCCAUGCGCCCUUGCGGCGUCGUGCUUCCCUGCGUACACGACGACGGCCUCGAGUGAUGGCUGCGCCUGCACGUGCGCGGAGGGCGGCCAUGGCGAUGCGUGCCUGCCCGUCGCUGUCCCCGAGCCACCGAGCACCGACGGCGCCGACUUGUGCGUGCGUGACGUGCGUGUGGAUGUGGAGGUGAACGUCAGUUUCGGGACGUCGUUGGUGUGCUACAUUGGUGUGACCUUUGCGGCAGACGUCGUGGUGGACGUGGAGUCGAUGUCAGGGAGCGUGCGCAAAGUGACGCUGGCGGACUGCACGUUUGUGCGCGGAGCGAGCCUGUACGUUGUUGGGUGGCGGUCCGACCCGCCUGCUGGACAGCGCGCCGAUGUGUUGAUCAGCGGGCUUGAGUCGCGCUCCGGCGGCGGCGUGCUGGUGGCGAACCGAUUUUCGCCGGGCUCGCGCGUCGCUGUGGUGGACUCGGUGCUGAUCGCAGAGAAGCGUGUUGCGUAUCGUGGCGCCUACGGCCUUGGCGACGCGUCCGCGUGCCUCGUGCUGCACAGCGUGGGUAUGACUGGGAGCGUGCUGACCAUCGCGCGCACGCAGGUGGCGGCUGUGUUCCGUGACGCUGUUGGCGUGUUGGUGGUUGGCGGCGUGGCGCUGUCGUCGCGCGGUGCGCUGUACGUGGACGGGCUGUUGGUGCAGACGGCGCUGGGGCUGUGCGUGUCGGUGGAGGGCGGUGUUGCGGCCAGCGGCGGCUCCGUGGUGGCGUUUGUUGACAGCGGCUUUCUGCUGUGCAAGCACGCGUUGUCUGUGCGUGGGGCUGUGAGCGUGUCGGGCUCCGCUGUGGCGCUUGUGCGGAGCGAAUUCUUGUUGACGGAGGACUACGCGGUGGCGUUUUAUUCGACGGUGAGCCUGGCCGACGGGUCGAUGCUGCUGGCGAAGGGCAACGUGCACGACGGCGUCUCGAGGGAGAUGCUCCACGCCGCUGGCGCCGUGACCGCUGCUGGGAGCACGCUGAGCUUUGUGUGCAACCGAGCGCUGCUGCCGCGGAUGCUGUCGGUGAGCCUGUCGCUCUCGGCUGGGGCGCAUGUGAGGGUGGCGUGCAACGACGCUGGUGGCCGUGUCCUGUCGACGGCGGAGGAGUACGCAGCGGCUGGUUUUGGCGACGCUGGGAGCAUCGACGUUGCUGGGUGCGACGCCUGCGAAAGGGACACACACUGCUACGCGCCCGGGACGGCGUCUGCGAGCAUGAGGAACGGUGUGUGCGUGUGCGCGUGCGGCAGCGGCGGGUACGGCGAGGCAUGCGUGCCUGUGGGAGCUCCCGCACUGCCGCCCGCUGUGGGCACUGCGUCUAGUGUGUUCUUCCGCGAGGGCGUGACGAUGCAGUCGGUGUUCGUUGUGCCUGGCGGUGCGAGCGAGGUGACGCUGCGCCACGUUGUGCUGGACGGCGUGAGUCCUGUGCUCUACGUGCCGUGGAUGGCGCGGGACGGCGUGCGGAUCGUUGUGCAGAACGUGUCGCUGCGUAACGGCGCCGUGCUGUACGUGAUGGGCGGUGGAGCGCUGCGCGGUGCGGCGGGGAGCGACGAGAGCGGGCCGGUGGAGCUGUCGGUGUGCGACGUGGAGGCGCUGAACGGUGCGCUUGUGCUGACCGGCACGUUCCCUGCGGGGUCUGUGCUGACGGUGACGGACUCCCUGCUGGUUGCCGCGAGGUCGACGCCGCUUGUGUAUCUUCCCGGCUCGCAGUCCUCGCCGUACGCACCGGUGCUUGUGCUGUCGGGCCUGCGUCUUGUGCAGUCCGUGCUGGUUGUGUCCGGCGUGGCCCUCGUGACCGUGGUGACUGGUGGGCGGACGGUGGUGGUGGACGGCGCCGUGCUGGAGCUUGUCGGUGGCGGUGUCGCGGUGGACGCGGCUAUGUUCGGUGGCGAAUAUGCGUUGUACGCGAGUGCGCGCGUGGUGGCGUCGGGGGGCGCUGUGCUGCGCGUGUCGGGGAGCCAGGUGUACGCCGCGCAUGGGUUGGUGUUUGGCAGCGGUGUGGAGGCCAACGCGUCCGCCGUCGUAUUGAACGACAACGCCGGUGCGCUGACGGAUGGCGCGCUGCUGGUGCUGCGGGGGUCGGCGUCGUUUGUUUCCGGGUCGUGGCUGUCGGUGCGCGGCAACAGCAUCAGCGGCAGGCUCCUGUCGGUGCCGUCGUACCCGCGCAGUGCGGACCUUGUCCAGAGCACACUGACACUCUAUGGGAACGCUGGCAGCGGGCCCGUCGUGAUGGACGGCGCCGUUGUGCUUGUAGGCACCGGCCGAAGGUUCGUCGUGGGGUGCCUGACGCUGAACGGGCAGGCGCUACAGCCGAUGGACUACAGGUCCGCCGGCAUCAUCGGGAAAUUCCGCUCCGUGGCGUGUGGCGUGUGCGAUGCCGACGUGCACUGCUUUGCAGCUGCGACGAGGGCGAUUUCGGUGUCGUGCGGCUGCCGCUGUGCUGAGGGCGGGUACGGGCGCGACUGCCUGCCGGUGUACCUGCCGCACGUGGACGGGUGCAACCGCACGCCCGCUAUGCCGCUGCUGAGCCACACGGCGACGCUGACGGAGACGCGCAGCCCGACACCAACGUGGACGGUGACUCCUAGCGCAACGAACUACAGUCCGACGCAUUACGGGCCGACGGAGACCCCGCAGGUGACGGAGACGGUGGCGCUGUCGCCCACGCGGACCCCGACGGCGUCGGUGAGCAGCACGCUGUGGUGGAGCGAGGUGGCGUGCCCGACGCUCGCAGUGACGACGACGGCGGCUGGUGGGAGCCUGACGCAGAGCGACAUCCGCGGCGGUGGGAGCGCCGUCCCGACGCUGCUGAUGGUGGCGCUGCCGCCGCCGUUUCGUUGGGCACGCGACCCGCAGCUCGGUACGCACCUGAGCUUUGUGCCGGUUUCGACGGCGCAGCCGCGCGGGUUUGGCGGUCCGUGGGGAGCGAUGCUGCGCAAUGCGACGUGGGUGCGCAACGCGACGAAUCCGUCCACCGUCCUGGAGCUGGCUGUGCCCGUGCACCGCGGUUACUUCAUUGCUGCCGACGAGACGAUAGUCAUUCGCUGCGACGCUGCGGCGGUGUUCGGCGGCUGCAAGGGAGUGCUGCUUGGGUCCUUCACGAUCAGGUCUGACACGCUGCCCGCCGCUGCCAGCGCUCUCUCGGCGGUCACCAGCGUUGUUGCGGGUGCGGCGGCUGUUGCCGUGGUGGUGACCGGAGGGCUGGGCUCCGUCCUGGAGAUGCAGGCGCUCGGCGUGUUGGCGAGGAUGUCAUGUGCCUCGGCGCAGGAGCGUGCGAGCACCGUUGCGCUGCCGUACUUCCUGUCGGUGUUCGCUGCCCUUGACCCGCUGUGGAUGGUGGUGGGCAACGCGCUGCUGGCCGCAGUGUUCGGGUGCGUGCACUGCGGUGUGACGGCGGCCUUCCAGCGGUGGCGCGGCGUGGACGCGGCGAGUGCGUGGGCGGCGAUGCGCUUCCCGAGCCUGACGUACGUCGUGGCGCACGCGAUGCACCUCGGCAUCUUCUUCGGCUCCGUGCUUGCACUGGCGAUGCCCGGCGCCCGCGUGCAGCACCGCGUGAUCGGUGUCGUUGGCGUGCUGUACGGUGCGGCGUUCCCUGCUGGCGUGUGCUACUUGAUUGCCCGCCACGUGGGCGCGAGCUUCACGAAGUACUGGCAGUUUUUGAGGAAGCCGUUGCACGAGCGCCUGCUGUACCCUGUCGGGUAUUGGCACCCUGCGGCGCAGCAGCGGAUGUACGGCGGCAUGCUGACGAACAUGAGGGGCAGCCACGUGUACUGGUGCGUGUUCCAGCUGUCGGUGCUGUGUGUGGUGUGCCUGAUUGCUGCUGUGCACCCGCCCGUGGGAGGCUGCCACGUCCAGUACUUCUGCAUGGCGGCCGUGCUGCUUGCGGGCGCGGGCGUGAUUGCCUUCACGAACAUGAUGCGCUCGUCUUUCCUGACGGUGAUGCGCGUGGCGAGCUUUGUGCUGCUUGCGGUGCUGUGCGUGGUCAGCGCGGCCAACCAUCUUGUUCCGAGCGACGGCGGUGCGAGGGCGUACGCGGCUAUCGUGCUGCUGCUGGCGACUGCAGUGCUUGCGGUCACUGUGUACGGUGUCGUUGUGUGGUACGCGGAGGACCGCCACUGGCAGGAGCUGCGCGAGCCGCGGCGUGGAGGGCUGGAGGCGCUGCUGCGCGAUGACGAGGAGAGCGACGAGAACACGCAGAAGCUCCACGACAUGACGUCAUCGUCGUACGCCUCAGGCACCACCGCUGCGUUGUCGUACCGACCACCCGCACCGCCGUUGCAGUCCGUGACCGGUGACACCCGCUCAGACGCUCUGAGCUUGUUCGACGGUGCAUCCAUUGCGAGCUGA
Trypanosoma cruzi is the source of this 10344-nucleotide messenger RNA. RefSeq names its product dispersed gene family protein 1 (DGF-1), putative. Gene Ontology annotation, molecular function: Notch binding. The record is from RefSeq and is a predicted model, not a curated record. The transcript has a single exon. Bases 1 to 10344 code for a protein of 3447 amino acids. Lineage: Eukaryota; Euglenozoa; Kinetoplastea; Trypanosomatida; Trypanosomatidae.